Molecule: messenger RNA, 3827 nt
Organism: Linum trigynum
Lineage: Eukaryota; Viridiplantae; Streptophyta; Magnoliopsida; Malpighiales; Linaceae
Source: the annotation of a GenBank genome assembly
GAAUAUCGAAAAAUAACUGAACGUGACAUUUGUAAUAUCAAUUAACAAACCAACUUACGAUAAUGUAUAUGGACCCACAACUCUUGAUCUCAACUUGCCUAGUUGCUUGUUGAUCUUAUUUUGGUGGUAACAGCAAACAAACACAGCCUAAUCCUAAUCAGAUUAGUUGUGAAAGAAAAGGAAAAUAAAAUCCUGCUCAGUUGCUUUUCUUCUUCUGCCGACUACUUCGCUUUCUUUGUUUUUCGUCCCUUUUGUAGCGUGUGGGACUUUCUAUAUCGUCUUCUUCCCACAUCCCCUUUCACUCUCUCUUCCCUGUCUCUGUCGCCGGGAAGCCAUGGCUUCUCUCUUCAGAGACCUCUCCUUAGGCCAAUCAUGGAGGGAGUCCACUCCUUCUCCGCCGCCAAAGCUCCAAAUCCAGCCCCCGCCGCCGAUAAUGUCCGUCAGGCCAGUCGCCGCCGAUCUAGAGUGCCCACUCGGCCAGCUCGCCUCCCACCUCCCCGAUUCCGACCUCCGCUCCGCCGCCUACGAGAUCUUCCUCGCCCUCACCCGCACUUCCUCCGCCAAGCCCCUCUCCACCGCCGCCACCACCGACCCACCUAACCACCACCACAACCAUUUGCCUCACUCCCCCAACUCCAGCUCCAACUCCAACUCGUCUCCGUCACUCCAGCGCUCACUCACUUCCGCCGCCGCAAGCAAGAUGAAGAAAGCUCUUGGCUUGAAAUCCCCAGGCUCCGGCUCCAAAAAGAGCCCCGGGUCUGGGUCUGGCUCUGGUCAGGGCAAGUCGAAGAAGCCAUUGACGGUCGGUGAGCUGAUGAGGAUUCAAAUGCGGGUACCGGAGGCUGACGAUUCGAGGGUUCGGAGAGCUCUUCUGCGGAUUUCCGCUGGUCAGGUUGGCCGGCGAAUCGAGACGGUGGUGCUACCGCUGGAGCUUCUGCAGCAGCUGAAAUCCUCCGAUUUCACCGAUCAUCAAGAAUUCGAAUCGUGGCAGAAGAGGACUCUCAAAGUUCUCGAGCUCGGGCUGCUCUCGCACCCUAGAGUUCCGCUCGACAAGUCAAACCCUACCUCCCAGCGGCUGCGGCAAAUCAUCAAUGCAGCUCUGAACAAGCAGAUGGAAACCGGGCGUAACAACGAGUCAAUGCAGAUUCUUCGCAGCGCGGUGACCUCUCUCGCUAGUAGAUCUGAUGGCUCAUCGGUUUUGGACGUUGCCCAUUGGGCUGAUGGGAUUCCGUUAAACCUUCGUCUGUACGAAAUGCUGCUGGAAGCUUGCUUUGAUGUGCAUGACGACACAUCCAUCAUUGAUGAAGUGGACGAGCUCAUGGAGUUUAUAAAGAAGACUUGGACUGUGCUUGGGAUUAAUCAAAUGCUCCAUAACUUGUGCUUUACGUGGGUUUUGUUUCAUCGGUUUGUCGCUACUGGCCAAGUGGAGACGGACUUGUUAGAUGCUGCUGAUGGGCAGCUGCUGGAAGUUGCCAAAGAUGCCAAGACGACAAAGGAUGCUGAGUAUUCCAAAGUUUUGAGCUCCACUUUGACUGCGAUCAUGGGUUGGGCUGAGAAAAGGCUGCUUGCUUAUCACGACACUUUCGACAGUCGAAAUUCCGAGACCAUGCAGAGCAUCGUAUCUCUCGGAGUGGCUGCUGCGAAAAUUUUGGUCGAGGAUAUAUCGAAUGAGUACCGGCGGAGGAGGAAGAACGAUGUUGAUGUUGCUCGUAGUAGGAUCGAUACUUACAUCAGGUCAUCCCUCCGUACCGCUUUUGCUCAGAGAAUGGAGAAGGCUGACUCAAGCAGGCGAGCAACCAAGAACCAGCCGAAUCCACUUCCUGUCCUUGCCAUCCUUGCCAAAGAUGUUGGUGAGCUAGCGGUUAAGGAAAAGCGAAUGUUUAGUCCAAUACUCAAGAGAUGGCACCCAUUUUCAGCAGGGUUGGCUGUAGCCACACUGCAUGCUUGCUAUGGAAAUGAGUUGAAACAAUUCAUUUCUGGGAUAACGGAACUGACACCAGAGGCCGUGCAAGUACUAAGGGCGGCAGAUAAGUUGGAGCAGGAUCUGGUGCAGAUUGCUGUAGAAGAUUCUGUGGAUAGUGAUGAUGGAGGGAAAGCUAUCAUUCGUGAGAUGCCUCCUUAUGAGGCUGAAGCUGCAAUUGCAAAUUUGGUGAAAGUAUGGAUUAAGUCUAGACUCGACAGAUUGAAGGAAUGGAUCGACAGAAGCUUACAACAAGAGGUUUGGAGCCCACAGGCAAGCCAAGAAGGGUUUGCUCCAUCAGGAGUGGAAGUGUUACGUUUGAUAGACGAAACACUGGACGCAUAUUUCCAGCUCCCAAUACCAAUGCAUCCAGCUUUGCUGCCUGACUUAAUGACAGGCCUGGAUAGAUGCCUUCAGUAUUACGCAACCAAGGCCAAAUCCGGCUGUGGAACCCGAAGCUCUUACCUCCCUACCAUGCCCGCGCUAACCAGAUGCGAAACUGGAUCCAAGUUCCAGUGGAAGAAGAAAGACAAGUCGUCAUCAACAACUACAAACGGUCAGAAGAGGUCAAGUUCCCAGGUCGCAACGACAAUGAACGGCAGCAAUGCCACAUCCGGGACACCUCAACUAUGCGUCCGUAUCAACACGCUCCACCGAAUCCGAUCCGAGCUGGACACGGUCGAGAAGCGAAUCAUUACACACCUCCGGAACUCCGAAUCAGCAGAAGCACAUGACUUCUCAAACGGACUGGCCAAGAAGUUCGAGCUCACACCCUCUGCCUGCGUUGAAGGAGUCCAGCAGCUCAGCGAGUCACUCGGCUACAAAGUCGUUUUCCACGACCUGAGUCACCUCCUAUUCGACGGGUUAUACAUCGGAGAGCCAUCGUCCUCAAGAAUCGAGCCUUGCCUCGAGGAGCUUGAGCGGAACCUGACGAUCAUCUCGGACAUUGUUAACGAGAAGGUUCGUACCCGGGUCAUUGCAGAUGUAAUGAGGGCAACGUUCGACGGGUUCUUGCUCGUGUUGCUCGCUGGUGGGCCCUCUCGCUGCUUCACUCGUCAGGACUCUGCGAUAAUCGAAGAGGACUUCAAGUCUCUGAAGGAUCUGUUUUGGGCCAAUGGAGAUGGCCUACCAGCAGAACUGGUAGAUAAGUUUGCAGCCACAGUGAGAGGCGUUCUGCCAUUGUUUAGGACCGAUACGGAGAGCUUGAUUGAGAGGUUUAGGAGGGAGACACUGGAGGCGUAUGGUUCAGCUGCGAGAUCGAGGCUUCCACUUCCUCCGACCUCUGGGCAGUGGGAUCCGACCGAACCAAACACCAUUCUUCGCGUGUUGUGUUAUCGGAAUGAUGAUGCUGCGUCGAAGUUUCUUAAGAAGACCUAUAACUUGCCAAAGAAGCUCUAGUUGGCUUCAAGUUGGGUUCUGGGAAAUGAUCGCCGGAGGUAUUGUACAGAACAUUGUCGGUCAAUCGAUGGAGUGAGUUGAUCUUCUGCUGUUUAUUAUCUGCGAAUUCUUGCUUUUCUUUUUUAUCCCUUUACUGUCAUUGAGUGAGUUGAUUUUUUUACCUGGUUUCUGAUGGCCGGCAGCAUAGUGUUACAGUAUAUAUUAUAACCAAAUUAUACUUAUCAUUCUUUAAUUAGCUAUCUAUUAUAGUGGGGAGAAACUAUAUUUGGUUCUUGGAUUGUGAUGAUUUACCAUAAGAUUCAAUUCGCGAUGCAUGCAAAUUGUGACGGUUUGCCAACUUGUUAGCUGUAACUUAGAAAUCAAAGCUGCAGGAUUACCAACCAGUUCAAAGUAUAAUAACAGAACUGUGAUAUAUCUGAUUGUUCGUUGAUAUAAGAUCUAACUGAUGUAAUCAAUCAUUAUAUGUUGC